CACCGUCUAGAUCACAGGUUUACAAGUUUAGAUAAUUUAGAUUUCUAACUUGUGAUUUACAAGAUUUAAACAAUUGUAGGAUUUAAUGAUUCGUUAAAAUGGCAGACCAAUUGCUAAUUCACGAUGAUAUUAAACUAUAUACGACAUCUGAUAAAUUUUAUUUUGAGCCGACAAUCAACCCUACAGAGAUUAUGGUCGUAGACAGAGUCACAGGAGAAGCCAGUGUUAAAGAUAUAAAUUCAGUAAGGAUCCCAAUACCGGCAAAUGCCUACAAACCAGUAUGUGGGUUCUUAGGCUCCAUAAAACUUAUUUCCGGAUUGUAUUUGGUUGUCGCUAAGUACAGGAUACUGGUUGGAAAAAUUAAUGGGCAUGAAAUAUACCAGCUUGCCGGCACAGACAUUAUACCGUAUACCAGAUCGACUUCACAUCUUACUACUCAGCAGAUUGCUGACAACAACACGUACGAGCGCAUGAUCCGGGCUGCACUAGAAACACCGGGAAUUUACUUCUCUUACAGCUAUGACCUAACACACACAUUGCAGAGACUGCAUGCUGUAACACCUGAUUUCCAUAAGAUGUCGCUAGCGAACCGUGCGGACACGAGGUUCCUGUGGAACAGACAUCUUCUAAGGGAUUACUCCCACGACCAGUUUUCAAGAUUCGCUCUGCCCAUUAUUCAAGGAUUUGUGUCGAUAAACUAUGUGAAUAUAAACGGGCACGACAUGACCUGGGCGCUGGUGUCGCGACGCUGCGCGGAUAGAGCCGGCACCAGACUCUUCAUGAGGGGCGUCGACGCGCAGGGCAACGUGGCUAAUUUCGUAGAAACCGAACAGAUAGUGGAGCGCGGCGGCGAGAAGUCUUCGUACGUGCAGACCCGGGGCUCGAUCCCGCUGUUCUGGAGCCAGUACCCGGACAUUCGGUACAAGCCGCCGAUGACGCUGGCCCACGAGGACCACGUCGCGGCCUACACCAAGCACCUCCGCGACCAGAUACAGCGGUACGGGAACCAGGUGCUGGUUAACUUGAUCGACCAGCGCGGGCGCGAGGAGGCGCUGGAGCGUGGGUACCGCGCGGCGGCGGCGGCGGCGGCGCUGCCCGGCGUGCGCUACGAGCCCUUCGACUUCCACGCGGAGUGCCGCGCCAUGCGCUACCACCGCCUCGCCGUGCUCACCGACAGGAUCGCGCACGAGCAGACGGAAUUCGGCUACUUCCUGAGUCGGGGCGGCUCCGUGCUGCUGCGGCAGAGUGGCGUGUUCCGCACCAACUGCGUGGACUGCCUGGACCGGACCAACGUGGUGCAGAGCCUGCUCGCCAAGCUGCAUCUGACGGCGCUCUUCAAGCUCCUCAACGUCUCCAGCUCCGACCAACUGGAGACCAACUUCGAACAUCUGUUCAAUAACGUGUGGGCGGACCACGCGGACGCCAUCUCCACGCAGUACUCCGGGACGGGCGCUCUGAAGACGGACUACACGCGCACCGGCAAGCGCACGCACGUCGGUCUGUUGCGCGACGGCAUCAACUCCCUCACGCGAUACUACAAGAACAACUUCAGCGACGGCUUCAGACAGGACUCAAUAGAUCUGUUCUUGGGUAAGUACGUGGUCGCUGAGGGCGAGGGUCUGGCCGCCCCGAGCCCUCUGAGGAGAGGACACGACUGGAAAUAUAUCACGCUCCCUUCCGUGCUGUUGGUUGCCAUGUCAAUGUUCUGCGCCCAAGCGGUGCUGCCGGCGCGCUACUCCAGCGAAGUGCUGCUCUACCUCAUGUUCUGGGGGGCGGCUGCUGGAGCGACGCUCUCCUACAUCGUCAGGCACGGCGCGGAGUUCGUGGACUGGCCCAGCCUGGACGCCGGGGGCCUGGCGUCGGCGCGCGCCCUCGCCGCCCAGCAGUCUUUAUGAUCGAUGACCUGCCGCUCGUAGUCGUCGUGUAGCCAUCUCGCUCGCACCCGCCGCGCGCUCCCCGGGACCGAGGGGGACAGGUGAUCUAUCGCAGCUCCUCGCCCGUCCCCGUACGGCUCGCUAGUUCUUCGUUCACUUAGUGCGAGUUUUUUAACGUUGUCGAUAGCGUAAAAGUUAACUCAACUUUGUAUGGAGUUGGAACAGCGCCCCUAGCGGCAAACUUAAGCAAUCGU
Messenger RNA from Bombyx mandarina (wild silkworm), 2128 nucleotides. It is a transcript of the gene Sac1, whose product is annotated as phosphatidylinositol-3-phosphatase SAC1. Gene Ontology annotation, cellular component: endoplasmic reticulum. Lineage: Eukaryota; Metazoa; Arthropoda; Insecta; Lepidoptera; Bombycidae. The record is from RefSeq and is a predicted model, not a curated record. Gene Ontology annotation, biological process: phosphatidylinositol dephosphorylation. Gene Ontology annotation, molecular function: phosphatidylinositol-4-phosphate phosphatase activity.